Molecule: messenger RNA, 1804 nt
Organism: Achroia grisella
Lineage: Eukaryota; Metazoa; Arthropoda; Insecta; Lepidoptera; Pyralidae
Exons: 3
Coding region: 176-1171 (331 amino acids)
Biological process (GO): proteasome-mediated ubiquitin-dependent protein catabolic process; regulation of proteolysis
Cellular component (GO): cytoplasm; nucleus
Molecular function (GO): ubiquitin protein ligase binding
Source: RefSeq, a predicted model, not a curated record
GACAGUACAAUCAUUUUUAUUUAUAUUCAUCUCAAAACAAAUAGAGAAUUAUUUUCUUUAAUUUAAAAUUUUCGCAAUCGAAUUUAUAAUAAUACUAUACUCUCUCAUACUUUGUUUAAUUACUAUUUAUUCGUGGUUUGUUUCUACUGGCAUAUACCAGCACAGCAGAACAAUUAUGGUGUUUGCAAGUGAUCCAGAAAAUUUGUUUCCCGGCAGUGGUGACAAUGAUAGCAUGAAUGGUCAAGGAAUUGUGUCAGCCAUACACAAAUGUCAGUCUAAGGAUGCAAGAAAGCUCUGUAUCUAUGAUCCUGUAUACAAAAUAAAAACUUCAAAAAAAAAUUAUUAUGAUAUAGGUGGGACAUACACCAAUACAGAAUCUGAUCUCUGGUUUUACAUCACCACAUUGUCUUUCUCAGAGGAAAAAUAUUUAGUAAGUCUUUUCGUGUGCCAUAGAAAAAUUGGGAAUGCAGCAAUCACUGUUAAUUUCAAUGGCAUAACACAAAAACAAAUAUUAAAAAGUUUUCAUCCAAAUGAAAAUUAUCACUUAAAAACAUUCUGUCUGAACGAGGAAGACAUUCAAUUAUUGUUGUAUCGUAAUAUGUACAUAUAUGUCUCUAUAGAUAUCGAACCCAGCCAAUUAAUAGACAAUGAAAUUAUUAAAAGAAUUAAACUCCAACAGAAUCUGAGUGAGGGCCUCCUGAAACAAGCAAAGACUGAUUUCAUAUUAGAAUCAGCAAGUAAGAAGCGCUUUCCAACUCAUAAGAUUGUUGUGGCUGCCCACAGUCCUGUCCUUAGGGCAAAGAUAGGUUCAGGGGAGACAUCUGUUUUUAUUGAUCUCUCAGACGAAACUAUGGAGCUACUCUUAGAAUUCUUAUACAAGGGCACUAUCAGUAAUAUAAAGGAGCGAGAUUGUAUGCAACUACAAGAAGUUGCUGACAAUUUGAAGUUGGAGAAUUUGUUUUUGUUAACACAGUAUGCAUUUGGAAAACAGAUUAAAAAGGACAAUGCUAUCAAAAUAGCACAGUUAGCAAAGAAGUAUAACUUGGAGAAACUUUGGUCGGAAGUAUGUGUUUUCAUUAAAAAGAAUCCAGAAGUAAUGAACACAGAAGGCUGGAAAGCACUUACUGAUGUUGAAUUAGCCAAAGAGUUGUGCCAACAGUUUGUUAAGUAAUUUUACAACUGUGUAUAAUAAAAAUAUUAGGUAGAUAUUAAAAAAUAAUAUAAAACAAAAUAUUUAACCUCACAAAAGUACCUUAAUUUAUGUGAUGUAUAAUUACUUGGAUUGGCCUUAUUUAUAAUCUAUGGACUAUUCACACAGCGCCAUCUAGUCCCAAGUUAAGCUAGCUAAAGUUUGUGUUAUGGGUACUAGAUAACUGAUACAAAUACAUAGAUUUAUUUUUGUAAAUACAUACAUAUUACACAUAGAAAACACCCAGACAUACAAGCAAUCAUACUCAUGAGUUAUAUAUAUAUGAGUAAAUGUUUGUGCUGAAUCCUCAAAUGAAAGUAAGUUCAACCACAUUUACAUAAGGACCAAAAUAUUAUUUCUACAUCAUACAUUAUGUGAAAUUAAGAAACAAUUAGGAUUAAUGUCAAGAAAUACUGAAAGGCCUAUGGCCACACAGUAUUUCACAAUAAUUUAUUGAAUAAUCAUUAGAAAACUUACUAAAGUAUAUUUAUGUAUACAUUGUGUUGAUUGUUUUAAGUUAAAAUACCCUUCACAUACUGAUUGGGCCUCAGUAGAUUGUUAUGUGAUAUUAUCAUUAUAUUUGUAUUAAAAAUAAAUAAAGAAAUUAAAUUCAUA